AUGGCGGCUCUGUGGCUCCAGUCUGCGUCUCUGCUGGUCUUACUGGUUCUAUCGUGGCCCGGUUCUCAGGCCGCCGCCGGCCCUCAGCACCUGUGUGGCUCUCACCUGGUCGACGCUCUCUACCUGGUCUGUGGAGAGAGAGGCUUCUUCUACAAUCCCAAGAGAGACGUCGACCCUCUGCAGGGUUUCCUCCCUCCUAAGGCGGGAGGCGCUGGCGGCCAGAACGAGGUGGCAGAGUUCGCCUAUAAGGACCAGAUGGAGAUGAUGGUGAAGCGAGGCAUCGUGGAGCAAUGCUGCCACAAACCCUGCAACAUCUUCGACCUGCAGAACUACUGCAACUGAACUGCUUGGCUUGGCAUGAGUUAGCUUCUGGGCUAACGUAGCCUCAACCCCAUCACCCCCACCUCCACUUCCACUUCCACUUCCACCUCCAC
This is a messenger RNA of Scomber japonicus (chub mackerel), 434 nucleotides long. RefSeq names its product insulin. The record is from RefSeq and is a predicted model, not a curated record. Gene Ontology annotation, cellular component: extracellular region. Lineage: Eukaryota; Metazoa; Chordata; Actinopteri; Scombriformes; Scombridae. The transcript is spliced from 2 exons. Gene Ontology annotation, molecular function: hormone activity. Bases 1 to 342 code for a protein of 113 amino acids.